This is a messenger RNA of Emiliania huxleyi CCMP1516, 1433 nucleotides long. RefSeq lists its product as hypothetical. The record is from RefSeq and is a predicted model, not a curated record. The transcript has 6 exons. Lineage: Eukaryota; Haptophyta; Isochrysidales; Noelaerhabdaceae. Gene Ontology annotation, molecular function: protein binding. Bases 1 to 1134 code for a protein of 377 amino acids.
AUGGCCGCGAUGGCCGCCACCACUGAGCUCUCCCGCCACGCCACGUUCACGAGCAAGGGCGCGCCCGACUACCUCGCCUACGUCAACGGCGCCUGGACCCGCGACGCCAGCCAGCCGUACCGCAACGGGAAGCCCAUCUACUUCCGGCGGCCGAGCGCGGGCGACACAUUGUGGCCCGCCGGCAUCGCCGCGCUCACGCUGCACGCCGCCGAGGACGGCGAGAGCUGGUGCAUCGCCGACAGCGCCGGCAGCACCCUCGCCGUCGCCCGCUCGGACGCGGGCCACCCAAACACGGUCGACCCGGCAGAGUGGCGGCUGCGCGGUGGCGGGCUCGACGCAGAGUACCUGCGGCACGAGGCCUUCUCGCUGCAGACCGAGGGGCCAAACACGGAGGCGGAGCCCUUUCUGCUCGAGGAGCUCGGGCGGGACUACUUUGUGCGCGUGCAGCUCAAGUCGCGCCGCAUCCUCUGGUUUGUCGACCCGGGGACGGGCGGCGUCUGCCACACCGCGGCCAACAAGUGCAUCUCGGCAAACAACUUCCAGUCGCAGCACAUCCUGCAGGUCCACCGCCCGGGCCGCACGACCGGCCUGACCAUCCUCGCCGGCCCCGGCGGCUCGGACGCGUCCCUGUCGUGGGAGCCGCCCUCAUCCGAUGGGGGCUUCAAGAUCGUCGCCUACCGCGUGGCCGUCUCGGCGGACGGGGGGGCGUCGUGGGCGACGCUGCGCGACGUGCCGACGCACGAGCUCUCCCCCUCCACGCUGCUGCCCGGCCAGCUCUGCGCCACCGUCUCGCUCGAGCAGCAGCACCUGCCGUGCGCGUCGGCGCUCGGCCUCGGCCCCUCCGCGCCGCUCCUCUCCGCGCUGGCAAAGAUGACGCGCUCGCUCUCAAUCGAGCUGUCGGCAAUGGUCGACUCGGCGGAGGGCGGCGGCGAGCCGAGCCUCUCCCCCUCGGACCUCUCCGCCGCGCGGAGCGACCUGUCGCCGCUCUCGGCCACGCGGACGGACCUCGCCUUCUCCGACUCGGACGAGGCGGAGAGCGGCCGGCUGCCCGCCGACGACGAGAUGCCGCCCGCAUUCUGCCUGGCCGACUUGUGCAACCCCCCUUUAGCGGCCUCUCCCCGACCCUCCUACUGAGGCGUCGAGCUCAGAUGCGACCAAGGUCCAGGGCUACAGCGGGGGCGGCCCCCGGUAGUAUCCAUGUGACCCCUCUAUUUUGGACUAUUGCAUAUCCAUAUCGUGCGCCCCGCUCUCUGUGGCAAGUGUGUGGCUCGUCCCAGAGCACGUCACCCUUGAAGAGCUCAGAAGUCACGCGGCGCACACUUCUCCGCGGCACAAAGAAUAGCUCAUCCCCUCGGACGCAGAACUUCGCGUCACCUCAACACCUCGUCUGUCUCUCUCUUGCUCUACCGCGUACCGCUGCCGGAAGCGGAACU